UGCACCAUCUAGAGGUCACUUCAGGCAAUUUCAUAAUCUGCAGACGCAUUCAACAUGGCCGCUCCCUUGUAGACGUUUCUGGGAUUCCUGUUUGUGUGCAGUUUUCUGCAAACCAUGUGGGAGUUCAGCCACCAUGGAUGCAAAAGAAAUAGUCCACUGUGCUCUACAAAUAGAGAAAUCCAGUGCAGACAGAAGCUAUGGGAACAUCUUGACCCUCCUCGGUGACCUUGAUAAGUCACACAUCACAUCAGAGCAGCUGGAAACAACAGACAUUGUCAAAGUUCUCUACAGGCUGCUGAAAACCUGCUCUGAUGACGCCGUGAAGAGGGCAGCGAGGUGCUUGUUGUCUAAGUGGAAGAGACAGUACAGCAAAGAUACACGAGGUGUGAAAUGCACAGAGGAAGGCAAGGAUCCUGAGCUCUCCUGCAGGGUUUCUCUACCAGAUGAAGGGCUUUCCAAGCAGGGGGAUUCCCAAUCUAGUUCAGUACAGACACGUGACGGUGCUGUGGAGAAUGCGAAGGCCCCUGCGGAACAAAACGCUCCAUCCUUAAUGGCUAAAGAUGCAGAGAGCACUUCUGUAUCUUCUGAUUUCUCAUCUGUAAGAGCCAAAUGUGUUCAGCUCCUCCUUGCCGCCCUCAGCCCUGAACCUUCUGAACAGGACAAAGCUGCAGACCUGGCUGGAGACGUAGAGCAGCACAUCCACAAACUCCACACAUCCAGUCAGGUCAAAUACAAAGCCUGUGUGAGAAGCAAGGUCGCCAACUUGAGGAAUCCCAAAAAUGGACAUCUUCGGCAGGGCCUCCUGAGCGGCUCCCUGUCUCCUGAGGCCUUCGCCCGGAUGUCGGCGGAGGAGAUGGCCAACGUGGAGCUCCGGCAGCUGAGGGAGCAAUACUCAUCCCAGGGUGUGAGCGAGAGGCAGCUCCCUCAAGGUGUGGAGGGAAUAGAGACGCAGAAGAUCCGCUGCAAGCGGUGCGGCGGGUCAGACUGUAGGGUGACGCAGGUGUCCCGUGGUGCCCUGUUCCUGCCUGCGUGGGUGCGGCCGGGAGGCCCUGAUGAGGACGCAAUGACCUUUGUGACCUGCAGCAGAUGUGGGCAGCAGUGGUACCACAGCAGCUGGGUCUGCCUCUAAAUUAAAGGAUGGGUUCAC
This is a messenger RNA of Thunnus maccoyii (southern bluefin tuna), 1147 nucleotides long. Its product is annotated as transcription elongation factor A N-terminal and central domain-containing protein. Gene Ontology annotation, cellular component: nucleus. Bases 134 to 1129 code for a protein of 331 amino acids. The record is from RefSeq and is a predicted model, not a curated record. Gene Ontology annotation, biological process: DNA-templated transcription. The transcript is spliced from 2 exons. NCBI's taxonomy places the organism in Eukaryota, Metazoa, Chordata, Actinopteri, Scombriformes, Scombridae.